Parastagonospora nodorum SN15 is the source of this 573-nucleotide messenger RNA. RefSeq lists its product as hypothetical. Bases 1 to 573 code for a protein of 190 amino acids. The record is from RefSeq and is a predicted model, not a curated record. The transcript has 2 exons. Lineage: Eukaryota; Fungi; Ascomycota; Dothideomycetes; Pleosporales; Phaeosphaeriaceae.
AUGUCGAUGAUUGCCUGCUCAAUCGUUGACUUGGACGACAACCCCGAUGCCUCCAAAUGGUACCUGGAGACACACGUUCCUAGGGUAGUUGCGAAACUUGGCGGUACUGCGUACAGUGCGUCAAAAAUGGAGGAAAACGUGUUCCCAGAUAUGGCAAGCAUUGAAGGGCAAUACAUAACACGAUACGAACUACCAGAAGGCACAGACGCAAAAGCAGCCGAAUCACACAUAUCUACAACGAGCGAAAAGCUUCCCCUGAGCGCAAAGAUCGAAACACGGAUGUACGAGCGUCAAGAGACGUGGUAUGGUGAAGGUUGGCGUGGUCACAUUCGAGAUAUCCAAUUCUUCCAAAUGGCCUUUUGGCAGACAUCUGAGGCGGUCCGCGAUGACUUUGUUGGGUGGCUCCGAGACGAUUUUUUUCCCAACAUGGCAGACAGCCCAGAGCUUAUUCGCAUGAGCAUCUUCAAAUUGAAGCACGCGUCCAUCUCUCAAAACGGAAACACAGAACAAAAGAACCCUGAGAAUAUGUAUCAGUACAUGGGCGUGUGGGAGGUGAGUAGUACCUACAAAUAA